Phaeodactylum tricornutum CCAP 1055/1 is the source of this 2009-nucleotide messenger RNA. RefSeq names its product kinase pyruvate kinase 4b (gene PK4b). Gene Ontology annotation, molecular function: potassium ion binding; pyruvate kinase activity; magnesium ion binding. Gene Ontology annotation, cellular component: cytoplasm. The coding region runs from base 271 to 1890 and encodes 539 amino acids. Lineage: Eukaryota; Bacillariophyta; Bacillariophyceae; Surirellales; Neidiaceae. Gene Ontology annotation, biological process: glycolytic process. The transcript has 2 exons. The record is from RefSeq and is a predicted model, not a curated record.
AUCGCUUGUCCUUUCGUCGUUUGAUAGUUGUACACAACGUAUAACAAGUAUCCAGAAAUAUCUAGUGUUGAUACAACGAGUGCAGUAGUGACCAUAACAUGCUUUCGAGCACGAGUACCAUUCCCAAGCUAGACGGCGAGGUCGUCACGCUCAGCAUCAUCAAGAAGCCCACCGAAACCAAGAAGAGACGCACCAAGAUUAUUUGUACCUUGGUAAGUAUUGGGUCCUCUGUCGGAGACUCAGUUGACGGAAGUGACCCAGCUGUAUUUCAUGGGCACAUAUCCUGCCGGAGUGUGUUAUGCUGUCGUGUAUCUCAACGGGCGUUAUCGUUCGUAUCUCGUCCUUACCAUUACGGGCGCUCGGCUCGAUCACUCACUGCUUCCUACUAUGUUCCAGGGACCUGCUUGUUGGAGCGAAGAAGGCCUCGGCCAGCUCAUGGACGCCGGCAUGAAUGUGGCUCGCUUCAACUUUUCCCACGGCGAUCACGAAGGACACGGAAAAGUCCUCGAACGUUUGCGCAAGGUUGCCAAGGAAAAGAAGCGCAACAUUGCGGUGCUCUUGGAUACCAAGGGUCCGGAAAUUCGUACGGGAUUUUUUGCCGACGGCAUCGACAAGAUUAACCUGUCCAAGGGAGACACGAUCGUACUGACCACGGACUAUGACUUCAAGGGCGAUAGCAAGCGUUUGGCGUGCAGUUACCCCACACUAGCCAAGUCCGUUACCCAGGGACAAGCCAUUCUUAUUGCCGACGGAUCACUCGUUUUGACCGUCUUGAGCAUCGACACGGCUAAUAACGAAGUGCAGUGUCGCGUCGAGAACAACGCUUCCAUUGGCGAACGCAAAAACAUGAAUUUGCCCGGAGUUGUCGUCGAUUUACCCACCUUCACCGAACGUGACGUCAACGAUAUCGUCAAUUUUGGUAUCAAGAACAAGGUAGACUUUAUCGCUGCUUCUUUUGUUCGCAAGGGAAGUGACGUGACCAACCUGCGCAAGCUCCUCGCCGACAAUGGCGGUCCACAGAUCAAAAUCAUUUGUAAGAUUGAGAAUCAAGAAGGCCUCGAGAACUACGGAGACAUUCUGGAGCACACGGAUGCCAUCAUGGUGGCCCGCGGUGAUCUCGGUAUGGAAAUUCCUUCGUCCAAGGUAUUUCUGGCGCAAAAGUACAUGAUUCGCGAAGCCAACGUUGCGGGCAAGCCCGUUGUCACUGCCACGCAAAUGCUCGAAAGUAUGGUGACCAACCCGCGUCCUACGCGUGCCGAAUGUUCCGACGUGGCCAACGCCGUUUACGACGGCACCGACGCCGUUAUGCUGUCGGGAGAAACCGCCAACGGUCCACACUUUGAAAAGGCCGUGCUGGUCAUGGCGCGUACGUGUUGCGAAGCCGAGUCGUCCCGCAACUACAACCUGUUGUUCCAGUCGGUCCGCAACUCAAUCGUCAUUGCGCGCGGUGGCUUGUCUACCGGGGAAUCCAUGGCCAGCAGUGCCGUCAAGUCGGCCCUCGACAUUGAAGCCAAGUUGAUUGUGGUCAUGAGUGAAACGGGCAAGAUGGGCAACUACGUGGCCAAAUUUCGUCCGGGCUUGAGUGUCCUGUGCAUGACCCCCAACGAAACGGCCGCGCGGCAGGCUAGUGGAUUGCUGUUGGGCAUGCACACGGUCGUGGUGGAUUCGUUGGAAAAAUCGGAAGAGUUGGUGGAAGAACUCAAUUACGAAUUAGUGCAAUCCAACUUUCUCAAACCCGGCGACAAGAUGGUUGUCAUUGCCGGACGCAUGGCCGGCAUGAAGGAACAGUUGCGCAUUGUGACGUUGGACGAGGGGAAGUCGUAUGGUCACAUUGUCUCCGGCACGAGCUUCUUCUUUGAACGCACACGUCUGUUGGACUUUAACGACUAACUACAGUUUUGGACGGCGUGGUUGGCGAGUGCGGUCCCGUUCCGAGGUGAUGUCCAAUAGUUUGGACGGGCGCUAAACGUCGCGUGUCUUUAAUUUUUUCUUAACAUGGUUCUAUAUGG